AGAGUGAUGUUCAGGUCCUUUCCUGUCUGAGGAAUUCAAAUCCUCCUCUGUCUGGUUCUCUUUGUUUAUAAUUUUCUUCUUCUUCUUUUUUAAUUAUUGCUUGAAUUUCUUGUUGUUCUUGGGUUGGUUCUUCAAUGGAGGUGUCUCAAAAAAUCAAUGGGAAAAAGAGGUUGCCUUCAACUCCGUCAAAUUAUGUUACUCUCCUUCAACUACAAGAACGAUGGAUCAAAGAGAAAGAAGGAAAGCAGAAGGGAAAGGAAGAGAAACAAGAGACCCAGCAGAAACACGAGGAAGAGGAAACAAAUUUUGAAGAGCGAGUGAAUGACGAGGUUUCUGGAAGAGAGAGCCGUAAGAAUAGGCAGAUUCCUCGACCUGAUCGGGGUAACGGGAAGCAUGUAGCGGAAGGGAAUCCCAGGGACGAGAAAACCGCCGCGGCCAAGGAUUUCGACAAUGAGAAGAAAGGCAAGGAAUUGAAGAAAAGGUGGAAGUCGAAGAACAAGAAAAGGAACGAGAUGAAGGAAAAAGCUAGGGCAGCUAACGAGGGGGAGGAACUGACGGGAGGUACUAGUAAGGCGCCGCUGCCUACCGGUGUGGAGCAUAGUAAAGGGGAGGAGAAGCUGAUCGGAGAUGAACUCCAGGCUCCGGUGCUGACGAGUGUUGAGGAAGAGAAUAUUGAGGCGAGAAGGGAGUUAGGACUGAGUUCCAUUCCAAGAACCCAUGACCGUACGGAGGAGGUUGGACGGAAAUUUCAAGCAAUGUCGAUGAACGGUGAGAUUAGAAGAGCGGAUCAUCGUAGAUACGGUGGGCAAAAUGUUCAUCUCAACUAUCGUGGUGGCAAAUCGGAGCGGAAUAGGAGAUAUAAUGGCGUAAAGUUUGAUAGGCGUGGAGAGGGGAAUCAGAGGAAUGAAGGGAUGGCUUGGGUUAGGAAAGGGGAAGUUAAAGAUCAAAAUGUCAGUGCAAUUCAAAGCUCGAGUUGCUCUUCUAAGGAUUGACAUUGAUGGGAGUUUUAAUCUGGUUGCUGAUGCUGGGAUUUGAUACGACACUUUCGUUUCAAUUCAAAAACAACAUCGUUAUCUUCGAAUAAACAAGGCUUGCCUUCAUCAAUUCUGCCCAUGUUCUUUGGCAACCCUCUUGAUCUCAUCUUCAACCUCAGUUGCUUUGGCG
Gossypium raimondii (Peruvian cotton) is the source of this 1164-nucleotide messenger RNA. RefSeq lists its product as uncharacterized. The transcript is spliced from 2 exons. The record is from RefSeq and is a predicted model, not a curated record. Bases 135 to 992 code for a protein of 285 amino acids. NCBI's taxonomy places the organism in Eukaryota, Viridiplantae, Streptophyta, Magnoliopsida, Malvales, Malvaceae.